Diaporthe citri is the source of this 1026-nucleotide messenger RNA. RefSeq lists its product as uncharacterized. The record is from RefSeq and is a predicted model, not a curated record. The coding region runs from base 1 to 1026 and encodes 341 amino acids. The transcript is spliced from 2 exons. Lineage: Eukaryota; Fungi; Ascomycota; Sordariomycetes; Diaporthales; Diaporthaceae.
AUGGAGAAGUUCUCGCAAUUCCGUGACAGAGGCUCCGGCAUCUCCCCCUUCAUCCCGCACAGCUCGCCCUCCAGCACCCCGGCCAAGCUGCUGCACCUCACCCUCUUCGUCUUCCGCCUGCCGUUCCUCCUCUCCUACGUGGCCUUCUACUUCCUGCUGGCCCAGCACAUCCCCUUCCUGCCCCAGGCCCUCAACAAGCUGCUGGUCUGGGCCCUCCUCGCCAUCCCCCAGAUCUGGUGGGGCGACCUCCAGCUCGACGGCGUCAAGCGCGGCUCCCUCUCGCAGCAGCCCCCGGGCCGCAUGCCCUCCGCCCCGCCAGCCUCCCUCAUCGCAGCCAGCUUCACCAGCCCCGUCGACGCCGUCUACCUCGCCGCCGUCUUCGACCCCAUCUUCACGAUCAGCUACCCGCGCAGCCGCAAGGUCUCCAAGGUCGGCCUCUGGGGCGCCAUCUGGCACGCCCUGAGCCCCCAACAGCUGCGCACCGGCCCUCCGUCUGCCGGCGACAACACCCCCAGUAGCGGCCUGACCACGAUCGACGCCAUCCUCGCCGAGAACCCGGGCCGCGUCGUCGCCGUCUUCCCCGAGUGCGCCACCACCAACGGCCAGGGCAUCCUCCCCUUCAGCCCGAGCCUGCUCACCGCGCCCGCGGAGGCCAAGAUCUUCCCCGUAAGCAUCCGCUACGCCUCGCCCGCCAUCACCACCCCCGUCCCGGGCGCCUGGGCCAGCUUCCUGUGGCGCCUGCUCAGCCGGCCCACCCACGUCAUGCGCAUCCGCAUCGCCGAGGCCGUCUACAACACCUCGGGCGCCGUCAACGGUGUCGGCGAGGCGUCGGGCGUGGACGUGCCGGCCCGUUCGGAGGCUAGCAGGGCCGGCGCCGGCGGCGACGAACCCACGAAGAUCACGGCCGAGGAGCGGCGUGUGCUGGACCGGGUCGCGGAGAACCUCGCGAGGCUCGGGCGGAACAAGAGGGUCGGCCUCACGAUCGAGGACAAGGCCAAGUUUGUCGAGGCCUGGAAAAGGAAAUAA